This is a messenger RNA of Talaromyces rugulosus, 3975 nucleotides long. RefSeq lists its product as uncharacterized. The record is from RefSeq and is a predicted model, not a curated record. Gene Ontology annotation, cellular component: cytoplasm. The transcript has 10 exons. Gene Ontology annotation, molecular function: ATP binding; protein serine/threonine kinase activity. Bases 1 to 3975 code for a protein of 1324 amino acids. Lineage: Eukaryota; Fungi; Ascomycota; Eurotiomycetes; Eurotiales; Trichocomaceae. Gene Ontology annotation, biological process: protein phosphorylation.
AUGGUCAGCCGCUCCAAUGACGGCGGGGAUCGGACCCCAGCAUCCCCAGUCAAGGCACGGCUGGCGAGGUCAGGAACAAGCCCUACAAAAAGAGACGACAGGACGUCGUCCAAGUCUCUAUCACAAGAUGUUUCCGAUUUGAAGGAUUUUCAACUCGGCGAUUGCCUGGGCAAAGGUGCCUUUGGAUCGGUAUAUCGAGCUCUCAACUGGAAUACCGGAGAAACGGUGGCAGUGAAACAGGUCAAAUUAGUCGACCUUCCAAAAAGCGAGUUGCGGGUUAUCAUGCUUGAAAUCGACCUCCUUAAAGCACUAGAUCAUCCAAAUAUCGUCAAGUAUCACGGCUUCGUGAAGACACCAGACACACUCAAUAUCAUUCUGGAAUAUUGUGAAAAUGGAUCAUUGCACACCAUCGCGAAAAACUUUGGCCGUUUCCCUGAGAACCUUGUCGCGCUGUACAUGUCUCAAGUUCUGCAGGGGCUUCUAUAUCUUCACGACCAGGGUGUCAUUCACCGAGAUAUCAAAGGCGCAAACAUCCUCACCACCAAACAAGGCCUGGUCAAACUGGCGGACUUUGGCGUGGCUAGUCGUACAACGGGUCUCCACGAGUCGAGCGUCGUUGGCACUCCGUACUGGAUGGCACCGGAAGUUAUCGAGCUUUCAGGCGCCACCACCGCGUCAGAUAUCUGGAGCCUUGGCUGUACAGUGAUUGAAUUGCUGGAUGGAAAGCCUCCAUAUCACAAAUUUCAGCCGAUGCCAGCUCUCUUCCGCAUAGUAAACGACGAUCACCCUCCAUUGCCUCAGGGAGCGUCACCUGCCGUGAAAGACUUCUUAAUGCAAUGCUUCCAGAAAGACCCGAAUCUUCGAGUCUCGGCUCGAAAGCUUCUCAAACAUCCAUGGGUCGUCAAUGCCCAUCGGUCAGGAUCAGUCGUCCCCAAGAAACCUACAGAGUACGAAGAAGCCGUUAAGAGCGUUCAAGAAUGGAAUGAGGCUCUCCGCUCACCGGAUUCCACGACAAUAAGAAAGCCAAUUCGCACCGACCAAAAUACCCCCAGCCACUCACGCCUUGACCCAACCCAUACAGGAUUACAGGCGAAACAUGCGACAGCCGCUGGAGCUGGAAAACCAGCACCUGAUAGAUUUCGCUCUCCAGAUCCCGAGGAUAACUGGGACGACGACUUUGACUCGGCAAUAUCUCCUCAUGCCCUCCAUCUGCCUCACCUACGGCCACAUGAUCAUCUCGGUGGCCUACUUUCAUCGGACCGGCUGAAGUCAUUUGCUUCACUCGACGGAACUACUAUCCGUGAUGCAGACAGCUCCUUGGAAGGUGAUAGUGCAGAUUCAGACCAAUUAGAAACAAUCAGGCCACUACCACGAAAACCAGUAGAUGAGGAUAAAUCGGUACAUAGACUACGCACACGCCAUAAGCCGAGCAAGAGCGCCCUCCCUUCUCUUCCAAGCGUUCAGAUCUUUGGUAGGGCGGACUUGUCUUCUUCAAAACCAGUGCGUCAGACGCGUCCUGCAGCUUUCUACAGUGAAAGCGCGGAUGAAGAUUACUCCGACUUGAUUGUUGCAAAUGAUGAUGUUCUAGAACGUAAACUAGGCGUGCUCCCAGAAGUAGAUGACAACGCCUUCCAGGCAGGCUUGCAGGCCUCGUCGAACAAGAAAGAAUCUGUCCGGAGUACCAAGUCGGACGAGAACAAAAAGGGCUCCCAGUCAGGCUUACGGGCCCGAGGAUCUAUCAAACGUAGCCGCUCCUCUAUUGAAAUACAAAAGUUUGCCGAGGACGAACACGAUGAAGAUUUUUCGGAUAUAUUUGGCAAUGAAGAAGGAUCUUUUGCGAAACCAGCGAGUGAACAUGGCUCAGACCGAAGUACGCUGAUGCUGCACUCCAAGCUGUCAAACAAUUCGUGGUUAGGAGAUCAAGACGAUGAAGAUGACCCUUUUGCUCAGUUGGAAGAAGGGUUCGACGAAAUGGAUCUAGAGGCAAACAUUGCUCGUGACAAGUACGCCCGGCUACGCAAUCAGGUUGAAGGGCUUGUAAGCUCCUUGAAAACGUCACAGGACGACGACGUACUUGCCGACAUAUCGGAGCAGCUGCUUUCGAUCUUCUGUGACCUACCAGAAACAAAGGCCAUCAUUAUUGGAGCGCACGGAAUGCUUCCUAUGCUGGAAAUUCUUGAAGGGUGUCGCCGUCGAGACAUCAUAUAUAAUCUGCUAAAAAUCCUCAACUCGAUCAUUUAUAAUGACUAUGAGAUUCAGGAAAACCUAUGUUUUGUGGGUGGCAUACCAAUUAUCAACGACUUCGCCUCGAAGAAGUACCCACGUGAGAUCCGACUCGAAGCUGCAGCUUUUGUACAACAAAUGUAUCAGUCCUCGACUCUUACGUUGCAAAUGUUUGUCAGCGCUGGCGGUCUGAACGUGCUCGUCGAUUUCUUGGAAGACGACUAUGAAGACGAGCGUGAGCUUGUUCUGAUUGGCGUGAACGGGAUCUGGAGUGUUUUUGAACUUCAAGGUUCCACUCCGAAGAAUGACUUUUGCAGAAUCCUUUCUCGGAACUCGGUGCUAGACCCAUUAUCACUUGUUCUGAGCAGGGUCCUGGAAGAAGAUGAGGAAUUGGCAAAAAUCAGUGAAGGCCGUAUAGCCAACAUUUUUCUCUUAUUUUCGCAGGCAGAAAAUCAUGUCAAGGAGAUGGUGGCUGAAAGGACAGUACUGCACCGAGUUCUGAAGGAACUAAGAAGGAUGACGCCAAUACAUCAGAUUACCAUGUUAAAAUUCAUCAAAAAUCUAUCCAUGUUAUCGACGACGCUAGACUCCCUCCAGAACUCGAAUGCGAUAGACGUUUUGACAGAAAUCUUGCGUUCUACCAUGAAACAGCCCCAUUUCCGAGAGGUGUCGAACCAGAUACUGAAUACCAUAUACAACAUGUGCCGCCUCAGUAAGCCACGACAAGAAGAUGCGGCGCUAAAUGGUAUUAUACCUCUUCUGCAGAAGAUUGUAAAGACGGAACGCCCCUUGAAAGAAUUUGCUCUUCCCAUAUUAUGUGAUAUGGCCCAUUCAGGGAAAGUAGGGCGUCGCGAGCUUUGGCGCAAUAAGGGCUUGCCUUUUUACAUUUCGCUGCUUUCUGACCCUUAUUGGCAAGUCACGGCUUUGGAUGCUAUAUUUGCAUGGCUUCAAGAAGAGACUGCCAAGGUUGAGGAACACUUGCUGGAGAGUCGAGCUGACGGCAUGUCCUUUACCGACUCGAUCGUGAAAUGCUUGACCGUCUCGAAAGCCAAUGCUUUUGAGAACCUGCUAGAACCCCUACAAAAACUAUUGCGACUCAGCCCUCCAGUAGCAUCUACGUUUGCUCGACCAGAUCUUUUCACCCGGGUUCGCCAAAAGCUUCAUCACAACAAGGCAGCCGUGCGCUUGAACUUGCUGCGUAUUCUUUCUAGUAUCUGCGAUUGUACAGAAGAGCAAGGAGAUCUUCUUGCUCGCUGCGGUCUACUAGAUGCAAUCAGGGAGCUUGAGAACGAUCCCGCCAUUCUCGUCAGAGACAUGGCCGGCAAGCUUCUCAACUCUAGUGAUGGUAUAGACAGCCUUACCAGUGCAAAGAGACGACCGGUAAUGAGACGAACGAGUAGCUCCGCCAUGUCUCAGCUGGUGACGAACAUGUCUCGUCCCACGACGCCUCAAAUGCGAGCCGGGCAGCCCAAGGGGUUUUUUGACGCUCGUGAGGCUCCGCGACACCCACGUAACGGUCUUGGUCCUCAUCUACGGCCGGGCACUCGGGAUAGCAGUGGUUCGGUUACAGCGUCUGGGGAAACCGGUGUCUCUGGAGCUGUCCGAACGCGCGUACCUCGUGCUAGUCGCCUGUCCUUUAUUGGAUCUUUGCAGUCCGAAGACACAAGGUCUCCUAGCUCUACCGGCCGCCCACCGUCAGCCAUCAAUUCUCGCCGACGGCGACAAACGAACAGUGAUCUCGACUGGGCAUGA